AUGGCUGCCACUGAGAAGAAGCGAACGGUAUUUAGCUUCGAUGACGAUGAUGACGACAAUGAUUCCAUCAUUCAGUCUGUUCAACCUUUAACAAAUACAGUUGUUGAUCGUUCAGCUUUUACAGCUUCUGAAUUCGAUCCUGACAGUUAUCUCUCCAGUCGAAGACAUCUCGGUUUAGAACGUCUCAAAACUGAACUAAACUCGCAUUUGAAAUCAUUAAAAACAGAACUUGUGGAGCUUCUCAAUCGAGAUUACCAAGACUUCAUCAACUUAUCCACUAACUUGAAAGGAAUUGAUAAAGAUAUCGAGCAGCUGAAAUCGCCACUAACCGACAUGGAAAGAGAAGUGGAGCAAAUACGCGACUCUUUUCAAGGUGUUAUUGAUUCUUUAGAAACUCAGUUAGACAGCAGGGCACAGCUUCAGGAUAAGAAGUCUGUUUUGAAACUCUUGAUGAAUAUUCAUAACUCUUUGUCCAAAGUUGAAGACCUUCUGGGCAUCAGCGCGGAUAUGUCAAAAAGUACACUUAACAGUUUUACUGAAAAGGAUGAAGUGGUGACUGUAGAUGAUAAUCUAGGGAAGCAGAUUGAAAGAGUGGCAAUAGAGUACAAUCAAAUGCAGCAUUUGGUACGACGAGGCAAAGAUUUAGCAUUUGUGGCAGAAAAUGAAUGGAGAAUUGCUAGAAUAAAGGACAUUAUGGAACAAACAUUAUCCAGGGCACUGUCAGUUGCAUUGGACAAGAUACGACAAGAAAAAAUGACAGAUGCUACGAAACAGUCUUUAGUACAGUGUCUGAGAGUGUAUGUCCUCAUCGACCAAACACAUGUGGCUGAGGCUAAAAUACGGAAUGAAUUCAUUAGACCGUUUUUAAAGACGCUAAUUAACAAAGAUGCUGUGGAAGUGAAGAGAAGCGCACCGCUCGAGAAAGAAGAACACCCAUUAGCAUCAAUAUAUAAAAAAAUCCUGGCAUUUGCGUCAGAAGAAUUAAAGCCCAUUUUGGAUAUCUCGCAGAAAACGCUAAAAGCCUCCAAUUAUGAAAUUUUGGUAAAUUCGUUAUGGUUAGAGACAGCCGAGAGAUUAACUCGGGAAUGUAAAAGUAUAUUUGCUGCUGGUCAAGCAGAUAUUUUCCAUCAGAACUAUUCUGCAACGAUAUCAUUUAUAUCUAAUUUGGAAGGCUUAUGUGCAUCGAGAAAGUCAAUAUUAUACCUUCGUAAACAUCCAUCUUAUGCAGAAUUCAUGAAGAAAUGGCAAUUGCCAGUGUACUUUCAACUUCGAUUCCGUGAGAUAGUUACUGAAGUGGAAAACGUUUUGAAUGAUCCUACAAAAAGUUUUCGGAUAGUUAAGGAAAGCAAAGACUCGAUGACCGUCGCAAGCAAAAUAAUAGUGAAGGCAAUUAAGCAAUGUUGGUCCGAUGACAUAUUUCUUUUUGGGCUGUCUCAUCGCUUCUGGAAAUUAACGCUACAAUUAAUCAAACGUUACACUAUUUGGUUGAGCGAUGUUUCAAAGAUCAAAAAUAAGGCUACCUCAACCAAAACACUUAAAAGUGAUGUGGAAAAGAUGGUAGCAAAGCUUCUAGCUACUAUGAAUGAUACCAUACUUCCCAAGUUACCUUCGAAUAUGCAAAAUUUACCCUCAAUAAAAGAAGAAUUCAUUGAAGCAUUAGAUCAAGUGAAAAAAUGCGUAGCAGAUUUAUCGUAAUGCAAGAAACUACUUUUGGAUUUUAAUCAUUUGCUAGAAAACUAGAAAUAUAG
Messenger RNA from Mycotypha africana, 1748 nucleotides. Its product is annotated as oligomeric golgi complex component, COG2-domain-containing protein. Gene Ontology annotation, cellular component: COG complex; membrane. Gene Ontology annotation, biological process: intra-Golgi vesicle-mediated transport; protein transport; Golgi organization. The transcript is spliced from 8 exons. Bases 1 to 1695 code for a protein of 564 amino acids. The record is from RefSeq and is a predicted model, not a curated record. NCBI's taxonomy places the organism in Eukaryota, Fungi, Mucoromycota, Mucoromycetes, Mucorales, Mycotyphaceae.